Molecule: messenger RNA, 504 nt
Organism: Adineta ricciae
Lineage: Eukaryota; Metazoa; Rotifera; Eurotatoria; Adinetida; Adinetidae
Source: the annotation of a GenBank genome assembly
AUGGAUUCUGAAAUAAUUCAGAAAGACAUUCCAUAUAAGAACAGUCGUGAAAAUCAGAUUUCACAUGAAGACUGUGAUUAUCCGAAAAAUGUUCUCCUGGGUAUGGCCUCUCCAGUUUCCGAUAAAGAGAGUCAUUGGACUGGUAAAUUUGCAAGCAGUGAUCCAAAGAAACCGCCAAUUGAGUUGAAAGAUUUUCACAUUGAUUCUUCUUCCCAUAUAUUUGAUCCUCAAAAGAAUUACGUUGGUUUAAUGGUUUACCUAUGUGGCGAUGAAAAUUGUUUUACACUGAACGGUGUACAUUGCAAAACUGGCGACAUUUAUAUAAAGGAAUCAGAUUGGAUCGUGGAGAACACAAGAAAAAGGCGUAAGCGAGGUCAAUACAUCCAUGGGAGAUUGUUUUUUUUUUCAAUAUUUGGUCGUUGGAAAAAGAAGAAAUUGAACUUUGUCGGUGCUGGAUUUUCAUAUCAGAAUAGACAAUGGAAAGGAGCGAAAUCCAUUGCGUAG